This is a messenger RNA of Closterium sp. Naga37s-1, 576 nucleotides long. The record is from the annotation of a GenBank genome assembly. Lineage: Eukaryota; Viridiplantae; Streptophyta; Zygnematophyceae; Desmidiales; Closteriaceae.
AUGGACAUUAGCGCGUCGCAGCAGACAGUUUCCACGAAUGGAAAUGUCGCGCUGGAACUGUUACCUGUUAACCAGUCCCGGCGAACGGUCCUUCUCGGAGCUGCGACAACAGCCGCUGCCACGAUUGUCACAGCAGGGAUGCCCUGGGCUCAGCCACCUGAAGCUCUCGCAGUGGUUACAGUGGCUCUUAAAGACCUAACCUACCGCCCUUGUGCCAACCCCUACACGGUUGGGCCCGGAUCUUCCCUAUACAAGGCCAAGUGCUUCUUGAUUAUGGGCACUACAGUGAACAAAUCAGGACGGCCUGUCUAUAACGCGGAUGUAUUCGGGUUUGUCCUGGAUGCGUAUGACGAACCUGCAAUUCCAAACAGGGGGAGACUGGCAAGCAUCAAAGAGAUACCCGUGGGAGAAGGAACGUUUGAGAUUGAGAUCGUGGUGCCGGCAAGUGAGUCGCUUCCACUGACACUGAAGAACUUCAGAGCUACUGGAUUUCAUGGAGGUGUCCAAAGAACAGGCAACCCUUACGACAUUUUUGAGGAGGAUAAAAAUGGUGAUGACGAUGACAUCCCAUUCUAA